AUAUGUCACAUACUAUUAUCCGCCUUCAAGUCCACCUUCCUGAUAAUCAGAGGGUAUAUUUUAACGAAGGAGAAGAACGAGUAGCUAUAGAUCGUGCUGCACAGCGUGACACUCACCUAACCGCUUGGUUUAAAUUAAAUGCUGAGAUAAAUGAAGCACGUCAGUAUUCUUAUGUUGAAAUUCCGUAUCACUUUGUUUUUGAUGGUAAAAAUUGCAAGUGGAAAGUAAGACAAAGAGGCAGUGAUAAGGUGAUUGUGCGAAUGUAUAAAGUCAAUCUAACCAGUGAAGUAUUUUUUCUUAGAUUGUUGCUUUUGCAUGUAAAAGGUGCAAUGUCUUUUGAGGAUUUGCGUACUAUUCAUGGCACUGUUUUUAAUACAUUUCGUGAAGCAUGUUAUCGAUUAGGUCUAUUGCAAGAUGACAUUGAAUGGAGAAAUACAUUAACUGAAGCUGUAGCAACUCGAAUGCCUAAACAAAUUAGGCAACUGUUUUCCAUCAUAUUGACUUUAUGUGAACCUGAUGAUCCUUUACACCUUUGGAAUACAUUUAAAGAUUAUAUGAUUGAGGAUUACAUACACCAUUCAAUGCCAGUUGUACUUGCUGAACAGACUGCUCUUCGUCAAAUUGAAUCUAUAAUUAAUCAGAGUGGUAAAACUUUAACUGAUUAUAAUUUGCCUACAUUAGAUCAGUUAUUAGAUAAUGUCCUAGAAAAUGAUGAUGGAGAUAUUCAGGUAUUUAUUGAUGAAGCAAAUCGAGUUAGACCAUUAUUAAACGAUAAUCAGCGUAAUGUAGCUGAUGCAAUCCUUGCUGCACUUAGUGAAGAACCUAAUAAUGAAAAUAAGCAUUCAAGAUUUUUCUUUAUGGAUGGGCCUGCCGGUUGUGGUAAAACAUUUACUUACAAUUAUUUAAUUGCUGAAACACGCAGCAGGCAUAUUAGAACUGCAACAGCUGCAUGGACAGGAAUAGCUGCAACUCUUCUUAAGAAUGGAUGCACAUUGCACGGCUUAUUCAAACUUCCUGUUCCAAUUUUGGAAACUAGCACAUGUAAUGUAACUCCAAACUCCAUUCAUGGUAGAUUCCUGAGACAAGUUAGUUUAUAUUUACUCGAUGAAGCAUCUAUGAUACCCAAACAUGCUUUGAGUGCCAUUGAUAAGUUAUUACAAGAUAUUUGUAAUAAUAAGUUUCCUUUUGGUGGUAAAGUUAUUCUUAUGGGUGGAGAUUUUCGACAAAUACUUCCAGUUGUGAAGAGAGGUCGACCAGCAGAUGUUGUAGAAUCAUGUAUAAAGUGUUCUGAACAUUGGCAAUAUGUGCAAAGGUUUUCAUUAACUGAAAAUAUGAGGGUUCAGAUAGGAGAAAAGGAAUUUUCUCAAUGGCUUUUAAAGCUUGGAAGUGGAACAUUACCUGUCAAGCCUGAAGAUCCUUUGCAAGGGUGUAUUGAAAUACCUGAGCAGUGUUUUCUCAAUGAUAAUGAAUCUAUUGUGGAAAAGAUUUUUGGUGGUGCAGAAGAAGCUGAUUAUGCAAAACGUGCUAUUUUAACACCAACAAAUGUUGAUUCAUUGGCAAUAAAUGAAGAAGUCCUUCAUCGAUUACCGGGUGAUGUUAAAACUUAUUUAAGUUCAGAUAGCAUUGAAACUGAUGAUCAUAAUGAAAUUUAUAAUUUUCCAGUUGAGUUUUUAAAUACUUUGACUCCAUCAGGUAUGCCUGUUCAUUGCCUAAAGUUGAAAAUUGGUGCUGUUAUAAUGCUACUUAGAAAUUUAGAUCUCAAAGGUGGACUUUGUAAUGGAACACGUUUGAUGGUGCGUGCACUACACAACAAUUACAUUGAUGGUGAGGUUCUAACAGGUGUAUCAGCUGGUAACAGGGUAUUUGUUCCUCGAGUUCAAUUAGCUCCAUCAGAUUCAAAUUUACCUUUUACACUUAAACGUCGUCAAUUUCCAGUUAGGUUAGCAUACUCAAUGACCAUAAAUAAAAGUCAAGGUCAAACAUUUGAUAAAGUUGGUGUUUAUCUCAAAAAGCCUUGCUUUUCACACGGCCAAUUAUAUGUUGCAUGUUCAAGAACAAAAUCUUUUAAUAGUUUGUUUUUUAAAGUUGAUAAACAUGCAUUACAAGGUAUGUCAUUUAACAAAUAUUACACAAAUAAUGUUGUGUUUACAAAUGUUCUUAAUUUAUAAUUUUGACAAGUUUGU
Molecule: messenger RNA, 2183 nt
Organism: Hydra vulgaris (swiftwater hydra)
Lineage: Eukaryota; Metazoa; Cnidaria; Hydrozoa; Anthoathecata; Hydridae
Biological process (GO): telomere maintenance; DNA repair
Molecular function (GO): DNA helicase activity
Source: RefSeq, a predicted model, not a curated record